AUGGCGUCCCCGAGUACAAACGAAGCCAUCGCGGCAGGCGAGUCGCAGAAGCCUCAAGCGUCAGAAAACAGGGAUUUGCUUGACCUCUAUCAACGGCGAGGCGCCAGGACCCUGGCAAUGAUGGAUGCAUCUCGCAGCGAGAAGAAGCACGAUGUCGAUGGCCUUUCCGACAAGGACCUUGAGCGAAUUACCAUCUCCCUCAAGGACGAAGAGGAAGACGACAAUGACCCACAGGAAAAGAAGUCUGUUGGUGAGACAUCCCGCAGCUUCAGGCACUACACGUUUGUGAAACGAUGGGAGCCGCUGAGCUCGCCAGACGAGAGCUGGGGGCCAACAAGGUCGUCGGAUGCGACCUUGGACGUGGCGUGGUUCAUCGCGUCGCCAGAGGUCCUGCCCGAGGAUGACCCGGCGUAUCUCUGCGACAUGUGUCGGCACAUCGACUUCAAGUUGCUGCUGUCCCAGCGCGGGCUCCCCUCGGGCGCCGUGCGGAUCACUGUUCACGGCUUGUGGAGAGUGAUGCAAGAAGAGAACAGUUGCUCCUUUUGCAGGAUGCUGCGGCAGAAGAUCACCGGCGACGGCCUUGUCUCCGGCAUGACAGCAGAAGAGAUCUCUGAAGGAGGCUUCUACCUCAACGUGGUCGACGAGGGCCCCGAACGUGCGCUGAGACUGGAGGUGGAACUCGAGGACCGAGCGGCGCAGAGGCCGGAGAGGUUUCUAGUGCACAAGAUUGAGGAACUGUCGCGACAGCCUCUAGCUGGCCGAAUCGUGCGGCAAGACCACGCUGACAUGGGCCGCUUGAGGAACUGGCUUGGUAUUUGCGAGGAGACGCAUCAGGUUUCCAGUCAGGGAGCCGAUCCCGACCUUACUUCGCUGCGAGUCAUCGAUACCGAGGAACUUUGCAUCAAGGAGGUGGAGAUGCCCUUCCGCUAUAGCUGCCUCUCUUACGUAUGGGGGAAGGGGAGUCAGACACACGAUCCCUCGUUGGGACGGUUUGCGAACCGAGGCAUCGCCAUGGACCACGGGUUCGGCGAUGCAAUCAUGUCGUCCGAUGACAUAGACUUGGAGAACUUCCGGCCCGACAUGCUGAAGAAGAAGGCAUCCGUCUUCAAGGUCACGGUGGACGCGGCCCGGGAUUUCAUGAGCUCCCUCGGCGAGGCCCAGGCAUCGACGCCUUGGGAUCUGUACCGCCUCGCCGUGGACGAUUACACGAAACGGAAGCUGAGCUGGGAGUCGGACGCCGUCGACGCCUUUGGCGGCGUAGAGCAUAUCGUCAGGCAGGGCACGAACGCCAAGUUCUGGUACGGACUGCCCUCCUUCGCGUUCGAGCGAUCCCUCAUGUGGAAUCCCGGAGAGGUCCUCGAAAGGCGUUCUCUGAACGGCAAAUCCCUUUUCCCAAGCUGGUCGUGGGCCGCCUGGCGGGGCCAUGUGUCCUAUCGCGGAAGAGGUUGGAAGAACUCGAUAUGCUGGGAGCCUUUGCCUGUGAUACGCUGGAUGGUCAGGGUCGAACCCAAAUGGAUCAUCGAGAACUUCAAGGAGUCGGGGGAGAGGACGGAAGAGGAGGUCGAGGAAUACUCCAAGAGGGUGGCCCAGUCCAAAGUGCUGUUGCGAGAGCUCAACCCCUUUUCGCUUUACCAUAUGGACGACAUGGAGGAUGACGGCUGGGCUGUGGAACAUGACGAAGGGCGUAACCGACAUGUCUAUUCCCACCCCGCUUACCAGAACGCAAGGUUCACAUACCCGGCCAGUCUGCCGGGCCAGACUGUCGACGAUCGCCCAGACGGGGCCGGCAUGCUGUAUUUCAUGGCGCACGCUGUGCCGGUCGUGGCCUGCGACAUGGCACAAGAACCCUUCAAGAUGGAAAUCGAGGACCGUCACCUGCAGAUCGGUUACAACGACGAGGACCGCUCGGCAAACUACCGUCCGCCCUGGCAACGGAUCGUCUACCACCAAGGCUACCGCGCCGGCACCACCUGGCCGCCAUCACGCGCGGCAGCCUCCCACACGUGCCGCCGCCGGCGCCCGGCUGGGACGCCUACUGGGGCGCGCACCCCCAUCAGAUCCAGCACCAGCUUUUCAACCAGGACGAGCGUCCCCAACGAGACGGCGGAGCCGCGGACGGCGCCGCCGGACAACGAGAACGGAGACCCGCACUGGGACGAGGGACGGUUCAACGGGGUGGGCGUCAUCGACGUGUACGACGUGCUGCUUCUGAGGGACCGGGACGGCGUUUCGGAGAGAAUCGGGGGAGGGAAGGUCAAUUACUGUGCUUUUUGGGCGGCUCGUCCGGAGGAGAUGGUGGUUACACUUGCUUAG
Molecule: messenger RNA, 2313 nt
Organism: Colletotrichum navitas
Lineage: Eukaryota; Fungi; Ascomycota; Sordariomycetes; Glomerellales; Glomerellaceae
Exons: 4
Coding region: 1-2313 (770 amino acids)
Source: RefSeq, a predicted model, not a curated record